AUGGUGGUCGAAGUUCUGCCACCCACGCUUCCCUGGCAGGAUCUCGUCGCAGACAAGCGCGCUCGACAGGCAGCGGCAAUCCCUAAGGAUUGGAUCAUCACUCCAACAGCAGGGGAUGUCCGCGAUGUGACUAGCGUUCCCGCCACGUGUGGUUUGCUCACGGACAAGGAACUGGCAAUCACAGAGAAUACCGACAUCGAGUCGCUGCUGGCUCAACUCGCAAGCGGCGAGCUGAGCAGCGUCGAGGUUGUGACCGCAUAUUACAAGCGCGCGAUUGUGGCGCAGCAGGUGGUGAACUGCCUAACGGAGAUCUUCGUCGAUCGCGCGCUGGAGCGUGCAGCGUGGCUUGACGAGCAGCUCAAAGUGAACGGGAAGCCGGUAGGACCGUUGCACGGUCUCCCCAUCUCUCUCAAAGACCAGGUAGCUAUCAAGGGUCUAGAGACUACCAUCGGAUACGUAUCGUGGAUUGGGAAGUACUCUGAACGCGAUGCAACUCUGACCGAGAUCCUGUAUGAUCUGGGUGCCAAUCCAUUCGUACGCACAAACCUGCCGCAGACAAUCAUGUGGCCGGAAACCUAUAACCUCGUCUUCGGGCGCACGUUGAAUCCUCAUAACCGGCUAUUGACGUCGGGCGGUUCAAGUGGCGGCGAAGGCGCCCUACUAGGCAUGCGCGGCAGCCCACUCGGUGUCGGUACGGACCUGGGUGGGUCUGUGCGUAUCCCGGCCGCCUUCUGCGGACUGUACGGCCUCCGACCAUCUGGUAAUCGCUUGCCAUACGAAGGCUCGAUCAACACUUGCGAAGGUCAAGAUAGUAUGCCGUCUGUGAUAGGCCCUCUUGCACCGAGUAUUGCCGUUAUCAAGGUCUUCAUGAAGGCUAUCAUCAGCGCAGAGCCAUGGUUGAAGGAUCCCCUCGCCAUCCGCAAGCCGUGGGAUGAAGAGGAGUACCAAUUGAAGAGCCAUGGGCGCGGAGGGAAGAUGGUAUUCGGUAUGAUCUGGGACAAUGGUAUCGUCGUGCCGCAUCCACCUGUACGGCGGGCCAUGAUGAUGGCGAAGGAAGUGCUGGAAGCGGCAGGGCACGAAGUCGUCGAUUGGGUUGCCUACAAGCACACCGAGUUCAAUGAGAUCAUGACUGCGGUCACCACCGCCGCAGGCCAAGAAGACUUCAAGCCUGUCAUCACACUCACCGGCGAACCUCUCAUCGACAGCAUGAGCAUCGAAGGAAUUGCCAACCCAUACGCGCUCGUCACCCGGACAGGAGUCCUGACGGCUUACGAAUUGUGGCAGGUACAUAGACGCCGGCAGAUACUUCGCAAGGAGUAUCUGGAUCGAUGGCAAGCGACGGCCAAGACGACCAGCACGGGUCGACCAAUUGACGCGCUUAUUUCGCCUGUUGCGCCGUGGGCCGCGCCGCCUCACGGGAGGAAUACCAACGCAAGCUAUACGCGUGUAUUCAACGCGCUGGACUAUGUCUCGUGCGUAUUCCCGGUGACAAAGGUAGACCCAGAACUCGACGCAAAGCUACCGCCGCACGAGUUCCUCUCCGAGCAAGACGAGAGCGCCUACAACCUCUAUGAUCCCAAUACCUUUGAGAAUGCGCCGGUAUGCUUGCAGUUGGUCGGGCGCACGCUCGAGGAAGAGGCGGUAAUCCGGAUGACGGAGAUCGUGGAUGGACUGCUCAAGCAGAAGCCGGAGUAG
Peniophora sp. CBMAI 1063 is the source of this 1695-nucleotide messenger RNA. NCBI's taxonomy places the organism in Eukaryota, Fungi, Basidiomycota, Agaricomycetes, Russulales, Peniophoraceae. The record is from the annotation of a GenBank genome assembly.